AUGAAGGCCAGCGGCGGAAAGUCGAAGCGGCUCCAGCUCCAAGAAGCCGCGGCCGGCGGCCACUUGGGCCACGCGGCUCCGUGCCGCCACCACGACGCGGCGGCGCAGGGGGUCAAGGGGUGCGCGGCGUUCCUGGUGGGCGAGGAGGGGGAGGUGCUGCAGCAGCACUUCGCCGUGCCGGUGGCGCUCCUGGGUCACCCCGCGAUCCUGGAGCUGCUGGCGGAGGCGAGGGAGGAGUACGGGUACACGCACGACGGCGCCGUCGCCGUCCCCUGCAGCGCCGAGCGGUUCCGGAGGGCGGUGGACGCCGCGAGACGCGAGGACGGGCGGCGCCAUCACCACCACCACUUCCGCCUGCCUGGCCUUGCCGGGUGCUUCAGGCCUUCGCAUGCCGUUGCUUAG
Oryza brachyantha (malo sina) is the source of this 402-nucleotide messenger RNA. Its product is annotated as auxin-responsive protein SAUR32-like. The record is from RefSeq and is a predicted model, not a curated record. Bases 1 to 402 code for a protein of 133 amino acids. Gene Ontology annotation, biological process: response to auxin. NCBI's taxonomy places the organism in Eukaryota, Viridiplantae, Streptophyta, Magnoliopsida, Poales, Poaceae. The transcript has a single exon.